Camellia sinensis is the source of this 1666-nucleotide messenger RNA. Its product is annotated as E3 ubiquitin-protein ligase ATL42. The record is from RefSeq and is a predicted model, not a curated record. Lineage: Eukaryota; Viridiplantae; Streptophyta; Magnoliopsida; Ericales; Theaceae.
AACCAAAGUCAAACAACCACAUCACUACAUAUAAAACUUCCACACCCUUCCCCACACAAAGAUUAAACAUUUUCCCGGAAAAUUUCUCUACUUUCCGGCAAUCUUCCUAUGCAUCAUCAACUCAUUUUACUUCUGCUUUUCGUGUCCUCCCAAGUUUUAGCACAGCCUCCCUCCACCCCGGAUGGCAUGCCGUCACCGGAUUCCUCCUCUUCCGGCUCCAAUUUCCAACCGAGCCUCGCGGUGGUCAUCGGCAUCCUAGCCAUUAUGUUUUCAUUAACAUUCAUGCUUUUGGUGUACGCAAAGUUCUGUCACAGAGGGGCAUCUGUUCACAACAAUCAUCAAAAUCUGGACGGAUUUUUAAGAUCAGGGUCUCGAUUCUCGGGAAUUGACAAGACAGUUAUCGAAUCACUCCCCUUUUUUAGAUUCUCUUCGCUUAGAGGGUCGCGGGAAGGUCUAGAAUGUUCAGUCUGCCUCUCAAAAUUCGAAGAUAUCGAAGUUCUACGGUUGUUGCCUAAAUGCAAACAUGCUUUUCACAUCGGUUGUGUUGAUCAGUGGCUGGAAAAGCACUCAAGCUGUCCUCUCUGUAGGCACAAGGUCAGCGCGGAUGACCUUGCGCUAUCGACAUACUCGAAUAGCUUGAGGUUCUUGUGGAACAACAGCCAGUCAGAGCUACGAGAGGACUCGAAUGUCAACCUCUUCGUGCAGAGAGAAGAAGAUCGCGCGCACGGGUCCUCAAGAUUUAGCAUUGGAAGCAGUUUUAGGAAAGGCGAAAAGGGUAAGAUGGAAGAUGAAUUGCCAAUCCAAGAAAAUUGUUACGACCACGAAGCUGAUGAUCUUAAUAAUGAAUUUUUACAUAAAUUCAAUCACAAGAUUAUUGUAUCUGAUGGGGUACUGAAAAACAGGUGGAGCAACGUCAGCUCCUCUGACCUCUUGUUCUUGAAUUCAGAGAUGCUCGUUGCUACUUCAAGCGAUAGAUUCCCUUCGUUGGAACUGAGUGAUGAAGAUCAAAUUAUGAAGAUUAAGGACGAGAUGGAGAGGAAAAGGGUUUUUGAAAACAGGGUUGGUAAAACUAAUCAGGGUAGUGAUUCAAAAGCCGAUUCAAGUAGUGGAUCGAAAGUUUUGUAUCCGACUGAGAAGAGAUCGAUGUCAGAGAUAACGGUUCAUCCAAGAUUCAGAGAAUUGAGUAUGAAGAACAGUGUUAGAGAAUCUUCUCUCCCUGAAAAUGCUGCAAAGGAGGAGAGAUUGAAGAGGCUUUGGUUGCCGAUUGCCGGAAGAACAGUUCAAUGGUUUGCUGCUAACAGAGAAAUGAGGCCUCAACAGUCACAGAACACAAGACAACAAUUAAAUGUAUAGGAUGAUUUCAACCAUGGCUUCUCAAACUUUGUAUUUACUGAAAAUGCAUAGAUCUUUGUUGAGAUACACACUGUUUUUUUAGUAUAAAAAAAGAGCGACAUAGUGCACGAGACUUCUGCUAAAACUGCAAAAAUGGGAUCUAAGGAGGGCAAGAUAUAUGCAACCUCGAUUGUAUUUCUGGAAGAGGUUGUUUCCGAGUACGAAUUGCAUUUUUGGUGUUUGAAACAUUUGCGUUCCUUCAAAGGGACACAUACCCAUUUCGCCAAAUCAUGUAAUUAAUCAAAGAAAAAGUUUUAAUUACUUUCUUAAUUCA